UUUGACGCAAUGGCUUUAUUAGGGCACGAUAACUUCCUGGUCUGAAUGCAAAACUGAGCUUUAAAAACGUUACCUUUUGUUAGUCCAUGCGCUUUGAUGAAAUUAUUGUCAAACAAGCUGGAGAAAGCGUUUAACCUAGUUAAUAACCGAGCUGGGUUUACAGAGUGUGCUACACAGUGUGGAUUGGUUUAUAACCAAUUAGCACAGAUAUUACAGGACGUGUGUUGUGGUUUGUGGAAACGUCGCGUGCCAGGGUGCGUGCAUGCGCGCGCGAGAGCCAUGAAGGUGAAGGUGAUCUCCAUCCUGGAGGACAACUACAUGUACCUGGUGAUAGAGGAGCAGAGCAAGCAGGCCAUAGCCGUGGACCCCGCUGUACCUCACCGGCUGCUGGAAAUUGUGAAAAGAGAAGGCUUGUUUCUCGUUGCUGUUCUCACAACGCAUUACCACUGGGAUCACGCUCGUGGAAAUGAGGCUCUGGUGAAUGAGGUUCCUAGCCUCAAGGUUUAUGGGGCGGAUGAUCGGAUCAAGGGGCUCACAGAUAAAGUCACAGACUCUCAGGAACUGAAGUUUAACUCCAUCAAUGUGAAGUGCCUGUUCACUCCUUGCCACACCUCUGGUGAUAUGUGCUACUACGUCUGGGAGGAUGAAUGCACAGACGCGCCCGCUGUGUUCACAGGAGACACGUUGUUUAUUGGUGGAUGUGGGAGGUUUUUGGAGGGCACAGCAGAACAGAUGCACCACAACCUCACCAAAGUGAUUGCUUCCCUACCUCAAGAAACAAAAGUGUUCUGUGGACAUGAGAACACUAUCAAGAACCUAAAGUUUGCACUGCUGGUGGAGCCAGAGAACGAGAAGGUCAAAGAGAUGCUGAGCUGGGCCAGGGCAAGAGAUGAUGACGACAAACCCACUGUACCAUCCACACUAAAGGAGGAGUUUGAUUACAACCCUUUUCUCCGCCUCUCGGAGAAAGCAGUGCAGAAAUUUACUGGGAAGAUGGAGCCUGUAGAGAUGAUGAGAGUCCUGAGAAAGGAAAUGGAUAAAUUUAAGAAGCCCAAGGAAAGACUUCCGCCUCAAGCCAUGUUGGCUUUGCAGUGGGGUCUGCUCAUGAGCUCUAAGGACCAUUUAAGUCCAGCGAUCAAAGACAGUGACUGAAUGUUGUAUCACGCUAAACACCGUGGAAGCCCUGUAGCUGUCUCUCUUAAAUUAAGAGAUAUUAGUGGGAUUUUAUUUUUGUUAUAAAUCAGCAUUUUUGCACAUUUAACGCAAGGUUGGGACACAGAACUGUGCUAAUUAGCUCGACCCUGUUCUAUAAAUCCGUUUGCUUUUAUGGCUCAUAAUCUGUGGUCAGAUCCAUUUAUCCAUAGCUAUACUAAUAAAUGUAAAGUUUGAAUGUGGAGUAAAUG
This is a messenger RNA of Xiphophorus hellerii (green swordtail), 1403 nucleotides long. It is a transcript of the gene hagh, whose product is annotated as hydroxyacylglutathione hydrolase. The record is from RefSeq and is a predicted model, not a curated record. NCBI's taxonomy places the organism in Eukaryota, Metazoa, Chordata, Actinopteri, Cyprinodontiformes, Poeciliidae. Gene Ontology annotation, molecular function: hydroxyacylglutathione hydrolase activity. Bases 97 to 1152 code for a protein of 351 amino acids. The transcript has 8 exons.